CUUCCCCUCUCCCUGUCCAUUGAGACUUCCUCACUCCUUUUUAGAGAUGUGCGCAUGCUGAGCCGCUUGGGUUCGCUCUUGGCCUUUGCCAUGGUCAAAGAGGGACUGCACCUUCGAGGCAAGCCGGCUGCAUGCCCUCGGCGGAGUCAAGCCGUCGUUGAAGUUUCCAGUGGCGAAUCAGAUGAGGUUGCAGCCGAUCAGCAAGGUGAGGAUGGUGGCUUCUGUUGCUACCUGCUUGCUUCCGUGACUCGGCGCCGGGCAUAUACGGGAAUCACUACAGAUCUUUCGAGGAGAUUGAGACAGCACAAUGGUGAACUCCGUGGAGGUGCAAAAGCUACCAGAGCUGGAGGCCCAUGGCAGGUCGUUUGUGUCGUUCAGGGCUUUCCAAGCAAGGUGGAUGCAUGCCAAUUUGAGUGGCGUGCAAAGCGCCAGAUUGCAGUGCAGUCCAAGAAACUCAUCCCAAUGCAGGGUGGCUUGGAGCGCCGUUGCGCUAACCUGCUCCGGGUGCUGUGCUUGGACCGAUGGACGAAAGAAAGUCGUCCUGCUGCGGAGAUGCCUCUGCAGGUGACAUGGUUCGGCGGAGCCCCAUGGCAGAGUACUGCUGAACUGCCUACAUACAUCACUAUUAAGUGUGUGGAGGGCAACUUCGAAGCAAAGCGCCCCAAGCGACAGCGCGAGGACUCAAAGGAGUUCUCUGAGAAAAGCUUAUUGCCUGCGCAGCUUGCACGUGGGUUUUCAAUGAUUUGGGAGCUUUUGCACAUAGCAAAGAUGUGCGACAGGCAGAGCAGUUUUUUGAGUAAUUUGAUUCUAAUUAAAUUCUGGUAG
Molecule: messenger RNA, 825 nt
Organism: Durusdinium trenchii
Lineage: Eukaryota; Dinophyceae; Suessiales; Symbiodiniaceae
Source: the annotation of a GenBank genome assembly